Umbelopsis ramanniana AG is the source of this 2214-nucleotide messenger RNA. RefSeq lists its product as uncharacterized. The transcript has 3 exons. The record is from RefSeq and is a predicted model, not a curated record. The coding region runs from base 29 to 2017 and encodes 662 amino acids. NCBI's taxonomy places the organism in Eukaryota, Fungi, Mucoromycota, Umbelopsidomycetes, Umbelopsidales, Umbelopsidaceae.
GCAAACUAGGCAACUUCUAUUGAGAAAUAUGUCAACACCCCCAAAGUUCUUCGGCUUGAUUUGGGCAUUCUUCGCAGAGGAAGCUGUAUGGGAUCUCUUUUUAGAAGGCAGCGAAGCUAAAUUCGCUUCAUGGGCUGUUUGGCAGAAAGCGGAUUACAGGAAACGUCAGGUCAUUGUAAUGCAGAUUCUUUCAGCUCUGCUACAUGAGAAUGACAGGAGAGAGAUGAUGGCAGAUCAGCAGUUUUUCAGACGCUGGCUUAGUACUGAGAGCGGAUAUGAAGAGGAACUUCCGUCAGCCGUUAUUAUACAGGAAGUUAUUGCUCUCCUUCCAAAGCAAAACUCUUCAGCUACACAAACUGUAAACCUACUUUCGCCUGCUUUCCAAAAUAUUUCUAGCAAGACGCGGUUCCUCAAUUGCUUCACGCAAGGCAGUCAAAUCCCUUUGACCCCUUUUGACUUGUUUCGUAUCGCUAUCUGUGAUGGACAGUUGGUCACUUUACUUGAACAUAACGCAAAAUACCCCAAGUUCUGCUGUACUGCUAUCAGGCGUUACAUCUCACAGUUCCUAAUAUCGCCUAUGGAAACGGCAAUGCAUAGAAAAAUCGAAACAAAAUAUCAGUGGCAUAGUGUAUUUCAUGUUCCAGACAAUGAAUUGCAAGCUGCGAAUACUUCGCCAUCUCUACCUCCGAAGAUUAGUCGCAAUGGAUUUAACUUCCAUCAUCCAUUUCCCGAUUUGAUUAAUUCUACUUCGCGACAAAUACCUCUACCAUCACUAUUUGCACAAGAAAUAGCGCUGGAGCAGAAAAAGGCCACCGUGAUGCUAAGAAAACCAUCAGUUAGCGACGAAAAGUUUCGGAAGCAUCCCCCACCGAUAUCCAGCAACUCACCUAAUGAUUCCAAAAAGCGCAAGAUACAAGACGACAAAGCUGAAUUGGAGCAAUCUCCUUCUGACUUGUCUGAACAGCGGCUAGAGAGUAACAGUGUGAAAGAGACUAAAUCUCCGUCGACACCUGCUACCAUGGAUAUCGAACAGGCAGACAACUCUCCAGCUUUGUCACCAAAAGAGAUAAAAUCGUCACCUGUAACACCGAAGCCAAUCCCUGACCUUCAGCACCCAACAGCCGAAUCUACUCCUAUCGAUCACCCCUCCGUUUAUAUGCCCAAGUCGGAAGAAGAGAAAAUAUCUAUACCCAGUCCUAAGCCUACCGCUAAGCCCAAGAGCAACACUUCGCCAUUACCACCUAAAAAAGAACCGUUGGACGCUAUUGAUGUUCGAUGGGAGGCCAAGUUGCAACAGUUCUUUAAGGAUAGAGCUCAGGCUUUAGAUGGUUGGCUGGAUAGAGCGAUUCUUCGUCGUGUACACGAAUCUUUUGAUAAGAACGAACUAUUGGCAUCACUUGAAAAAGAUGUGAGAUCUUCGCUUAGUAACCGUAAUGAAGAUAUUGUAGAUACCGUGGGUAAAGAAUUGGAUAAUGCGGUAAGAUCUCGAUGUCGGAAAACCCUUGGGUUGGAUAGUAACGCGGAUGAUCUCGCUACUGGAGACCCUGGUCGGGUGGACGAUGCGGCGGGCCGUUUCGUCCAUGAAGUCUGGAAUGCCCAACUUAAAGCAAAGGAAGGAGAAUUAUCCGACUCUGUGAGCAACUUAGUAUCACAAAUCUUUGACAAGCACAUGGAUAAAUUUGCCCAGCGAUUGAUCGAGCCAAUGGAUCAAACAAUUCAGACCGUCUUCACACGACGUUUGGUUUCAAUGGAACCAAAACUCAUCAAUCUCAUCGACUCCCGGAUAGCAGAAUUAUGGAAGAGCAGAAUGGACAAGAUGAGUGGCUUAAUGGCUAGCAACAUAGAUUUGACCAUUCAACAAAUGCUGAAAGAGAGACUGCACAAAAUCAACUUUGAACCUGUAUCAGAAAAGCAAGAUGCUUUUAGUCAAAAUGGAGCAACACCCACAUCACAAGAUCACAUCGAAGAAAUUGAAAUGGUGCCGGCAGCCUCUAGAAAUGCCACUUCAUGGCAUUAAUCUCUCCCAUACAUGACUGAAAUUUCAGUUCAUAAUCAAUUUUCUUUUCCUUUAAUACCCUUGCAUAACCAUUUGCUUUGCUUCCUUCUCUUGGUAGUGUUUAUAUUACGAUAAAGGCUAUCGAGGGAAUACAUUUCAUGUUUAUGAUGGUCAAGUAACUUUUCCUUUGUACAAUAAAGACUUUAUAAAUACUACCC